GUCUGCCUCAUAUACGUGUGCAGAUCUAAGUUAAGUUCUGCAGAUCUCUCUGACGUUGGCUGAAGUUUCUUCAGAACGCACAGCCAUGAGCGGGACGGCGUGUGUGAGCCCGUCUGGCAUCGGUCCCCUGCAAAAUCGGCAGCGCCGCGAGGCUCGCGUGGACAGCGUCAUCCCUGUGAUGGUGGCGCGCCCAGGGCACUACAGCCAGGGCACGGUCGUCAAAGCCGUCACCAACCUGCUGCCAGGUCAGCCAACGGCAGAGAAAAACACGUGUGCAGCAAGAGGGCCGGAUGUGGUGCGGUGCGGUUGGUUUCUCUCUUGCCUUGCGUGUGCGCUUCCAGUUCGUGUGACACUGACAGAUGACAAGCAGGCGCCCCGUCAGCUCAGUGUCUACUCUAUCAAGUGAGCGAGCGAGCCACACACCACACAGACGAGCACAUGCCAUGCCACACGUCCGUCCGUCCAUGCCGUGCAGGUUCACCCCCGAGCUGCCGGGCAACCUGUCCCAGCAGACGCGCAUCGUGGGCCAGAUGAAGGCGGAGCUCAUCAACCGCCUCUUCAUGGGCCAGCGCACAACACCCAUAUUCACCGGCAUGACCAUCCUCACCGUGGCACCAACGUGCAUCCAAGGCGAACCUGACGAAGCUGUGGAGUUUACGGCUUCGGUCGUGGUGGGGCGUGACCCGGACGGGUGUGAGGUGCGGCGGGAGUACACAGUGGUCAUCGAAUGGAAGGCGACAUUCCCGCUGGACCCUGCCGGCAUCGAGGGGCUGGACAGGAGGUCUCUCGUCAAGGCCAAAAUGCACAACGCACUGGUGGGUGGGUACAAUGGAUGUGUGUGUGGUCAAUCAAAGCAAAAAGGGUGUGGUGUGGAUUGGUAUGUUGUGUUGUGUGUAUUGAUGUGUGUGUAGUCUCUGUAUGUGGACAACGCUGUUCGUCACGCCAUCAGGGGCAAAAUGAGGACCUGGGCACAAUUCCGCGACGCGUUCUACAAGUACAAACAGAGACGCUUGGAAUGCAUGGAACGCAUGGAAUGGAAUGGAAUCCAUGUGAUGUGACUGACACAUGCUCAACCAGCCCCCUGUGUUGUGUGUUGUGUGUUGUGUGUUGUCUAUUAGCGUGCAUCCGGGCGAGCUGCUGCAAGUGUACAAGCGCUACUCACUCGCCAAGGGCUUCAGGUAGGUCACCCCACGUGGUCUGUUCCGCGUACUUGAUCUUCGUCUGUCUGUGUCGGUGCCGGACCCACCCCCCAAUGCACCCACCCGUCCCUCAGCACUGCCACUGUCGACACGGAGCCCCACGGUCCGCAUGUGGCCAUUGGUGUGCGGCACCUGCUGCUCGAGGGCCGUGCGGCUGACAUCCUCCUCAACAUACAAGGCCGCACUCAGGGCACCGGCCAAGACAAACAAGACGCUGUCAAGCUGGCCCUUCAUGGACGGUCAGUGAGUGGCGGAGGCGGACGGGAGGGGGCUGCGGGAUCUGGAUGCAUGGAGAUUGAUGGAUCAUCGUUGUUGAUGUUUGUGUGCUGCGCUACAGGACGUGUGUGACGCCGAUCACUGGCAUCAAGUACACGAUAGACGACGUUGACUACUUGACCACUCCUGACCACACCUUCACGGACAGCAAGGGACAAGUGGUCACCUAUAGACAGGUGAGGUGGGCGGGGGGAGAGGAUAUAGAAAGGGACAAAGGGACACACAACACCUCCCCUCCCCACUCACCUCACCCCAUCGAUGAUUUGAUUUAUGUAUGUGGCAUGCACUGCAGUACUUUCUGGAUCGUUAUGCUCAGGAGGGCGUCGUAGACUAUCCGGCCGGCCGUGACUAUCCGAUGCUGGUGGGUAGGUGGAUGCAUUUAGCGCUCACAUUCACAGAUGCAGAGAAAGAUCACCAGCCAGCCACACACGACAUACAUACCUGUAUGCCUUGUCUUCAGGUGUGCAUCCGGCGAGGCAGGGAGGUGCGCAUACCGCCGCCCCUAGGUAGGUCCACCCAACCACACCCACACACACCCAUACACACACACAACGAGACACCGACCGACACAGAUGAUGGAUGCGUCUUGUGUGUGGGUGCAGCCUACAUGACGGGCAUAUCGAAGCGCGAGGGUCAGGAGCUGAAUCAGGUGCGGCAGGAGCUCACCAACAGGACCCGCAUGAACGCCGCCCGCCGCGUGGCCGAAACCCAGCAGCGUGUCCAAGCACUCAUCGGCACCAACAACAGCCCAUCCACACAGGCCGCCAUUGCCGACAGCGGCAUCGAAUUCCGCGGCGAGUUCCUUCAAGUGAGCUGAGCUACCUCUGCCCAGACCACCACCACCACCCAGGGAGACCUCACGAGUCUGUCUGUCUUAUGUGGGUGUGCAGGUGGAGGGCCGGGAGCUCAGCAAGGACUUGUUUGCGUCCCGGAUGAGCGUCGGCAACCUCCCCGAGGACGCGUCACCUAGUGACCCGGUGGAGGGCCACCGCAUCAGUUCGGCCCUGAAGUUUCGCGUGGACAGCGCGCCCCAGGCCGUGGUGGAGAUCUUCAUCGUGCACCAGCAGGGAGAGAAAGAGAAGAAGGAAGUCGAUGCCCUCACGACAGCACUCACCACACAGAUGAAUGAGUGAGUGAGCGAACGAACGAAACACAACACGUCCCAUCCCACCUACUCGUGUGUGUGUGUGUGCGUGUUGGUACAGGUACGGUCUGCGUCACAACGUGACGGCGCUGCGGGACACUCUGAGGGGAGCGGUGCGACGGGGUGCCUGGCCGUCAGAGUGGGCGGAGUACGUCAAGUACGGCAUCCACCAAGUGAGGCUCAAACGGGACAGACACAGGAACAACCAGCAGCCGGCAGAGUGAGCAAGCUUUGGUUGCAACAGGCAGGGAGGGAGGGAGGGGGGGAAGGAAUGACAGAAGGGGAGACGAACGAUUGAUUGUGUGACUGCCAUCCGUGUGGCUGGCCGGCAGGUGUUUCAUGGUGGUCAUCAUGCCACUUGGUGUGCAUCGGGAUGUCUACGGCACGAUCAAGCGGCUCAUGUGCAUCGAGCAGCCGAUCCUCUCCCAGUGCGUCAAGAGCAAAACCGUUCACGACAGAUUCGUCAGAGUAACCAACCCACCCACACACCAACUCAAGCCACCAGGGCUGAACCAACACACUCUGUGUGUGUGUGUGUGUGUGUGUGAUUGUAGGAGCCGGCCAGCUCCAUGGUUCGGUCCAAGCUGGUGUGUCAGAUGAUCAGCAAGAUGGGCGGCUGGGGCUGGACCCUCCCCGCCAUCGCAGACUCGGUCUCCGAAGAGACCGACGCCGGCGUCAAGGUCCGCAAGGAGACCAUGGUCAUCGGCAUCAACGCGGGGCAGGUGCGGCGCACACAGGUCCUCACCAUGACCGCAUCGUUCAACCAAGAGUAAGUUGGCCAUAUCAUCAAAGGCAGGCGCAUUCGUCACAUUGUCAUGCCGUCCGUCAUGACGCUUGGUUGGGUCAGGUUCACUCGUUAUCUGAGUGUGGUUGAGGUGCUGAGGUCUGAGCCGUCCGCGGCCACCUUCAUGGAGAUGGAGGCCGACAAGCUGCAGCAACACCUACCGGACUUCACACGACACUACGCCGAGAAGAACGGCGGCAAACUGCCCGAACGGAUCGUCAUAUACCGGUACACACACACACAUGCACACACACACACACACACACACGCACACCAGCAACAAGAGAGCACCCACAACGCCGUGCGCUCCAUCUGUGCCUUCGUUGCUGCAGUGACGGCCUUCCCGAAGCCGAGAAACGCAUCCUCUUCAAGUAAGUACGGUGCAGACACGACACACCCCACACAAGACACCAGCAAGGGUGUCGGUCGGUGCCUAUCUUUCUAUGUGCCAUUUUUUCAGGCUGUACGAGGACGCCAUCAAGGCCGCCAUCCAGGACUUCCCCCGCCGCACACGUCUGGUGCACCCCUCAGAUGUGACACAGACAGGCCAGUCGCGGCCGUCGUCCUCGCCGCCUGCCUUCAGCCCCUGCGUCACUCUCUGCAUCGUGGCCCUGCGCGGCACACAGGGCGUCAAAUUCGCCCAAGUGCAUCCCGACCAGCAGGUCGGUCAGCUCGCAGACUGACAGACUGACAGACAGACAGACCACCUCAUAUAGCAUAUGGGUGGGUGUUACGGCUGCAUCUGUGUGUGUGUGUGUGUGUGUGUGCAGGUGACGAACCCUCCUCCCCACACCGUGUUUGACCGUGGAAUCAACCGGCAGCACAAAUUCGACUUCUGUAAGGAAGACUGGCGACCUAAUGGCGGCAGCAUUUCCUACCUACAUUUGUUUGCCUGCAUGGCACGGUUGGGUGUAUGGCGUCCGUCAGACAUUGCUCACCAGCAGGUGCCCACCGGCAGCGUGAGUCCGACCUACUACGACGUGCUCUACAACAGUCCCCUGCUGGACGCUCCCAGCGGCGGCAGCAACGGGUGUGUGGGCUUCAAUGCCGACAACUUCAUCAACCUGACCACUCAGCUGGCAAACCUCUACCAAAACUGGUGCUGGUGACUGGUGGGGGGCCGGGCGGGCAGGAGAGGACACACGGCACGGCCCCUGUGCUGUGCUGCAUGCCCCAUCCAUCCAGAGCCCCUGUCUAUUUGAUUGUGUGUGUGUGUGUGUGUGUGCAGGGCGGGCCCCAUCCGGAUGCCGCAGCCACUGAUGUACGCCAAGAAGCUAUCGGUCGGUCGGUGAGGGGGAGAGACGAUAUGAUACGGUCCCACUCCCGUACGGCGCCCGACUUGUUUGUGCAUGUGAUGGAUCGAUCGAUUGAUUCAUCAGGAUUUGGUGUCCGAGUAUCUGCGUGAGCGGCCAGACGAAAGCCUCCGCCAGAACCUCUUCUACCUGUGAUUCUCACGUGUGUGUCUGUGUGCGUAUAUAUGUGAGUGUGGAUGGCUGCGUGGAUGGAAUGGAGCCUUGACGCUUUAAGUGUGUGCACAGGGCAUGCAUUAUGGCAUUUACGUGUUUAUUUCUUCAUGGCAUGGGGCCGACGGCUGUGAGGGCAUUGCAUUUAUAUACCGGCGUGGCGUGGUGCCGUGAAGAGAAGGACCGGUUGGUCUAUUGGUUUGUUGGUCUAUUGAUUCCAUUAUACAUAUGGUGGAGAGAGGACUUGUCGCUCAGUCGUCAUACAGCCUCUCGCUGGCGGAAAAACAGCAAUGAUCUUCCGAUCCGAUAAAAAGGCGGCAAUUUGUUUUCGCCUUGUCCUCGUGCACAUCCAUGUGGCUGUGUUGCGCGUGUCCAUGUGCGUGUCCAUGUGCGUGUGAGUGUGAGUGUGAGUGCAUGGACUCACGGGCCCCUCUGUCAAUCCGAUGGAACCGA
This is a messenger RNA of Vitrella brassicaformis, 5319 nucleotides long. The record is from the annotation of a GenBank genome assembly. Lineage: Eukaryota; Vitrellaceae.